Messenger RNA from Peromyscus maniculatus bairdii (prairie deer mouse), 2227 nucleotides. NCBI's taxonomy places the organism in Eukaryota, Metazoa, Chordata, Mammalia, Rodentia, Cricetidae. The record is from RefSeq and is a predicted model, not a curated record.
AUGUGGGGGUCCGUGGCAGUUGUCUGGGCCAUCUGUCUGGCUUGUAUUCAACACGCUGUGUUCCCAUGGAUCCUCCCCUUCGGGUCAAACAAGGACAGGCCUCACCCGGCACACGGAGCUCUGACAGGGAAGGUCGAGUGCUUCUCCGACUACAUGACCCUGCAGAUCCCGAGGAGCCAUGUGCAGGGUUUGAGGCAGUGGCUGGCCAGGGUCCUGCACCUGCCAGGCACCAAGAGGGCCCCCAGCCACCUGGAUUCUCUUCUUACCAAAUGUGGUUUCCUCUUGCAUCCUGCUCAAGAGGGCGGCUUUAUCUUCCGAGCGCUGUACUCUGGCUGCUUUGUGCAGAAAGAGAAAGCAAAUUACAGGUUGGAAAUCAGAAUGUUUCAAAAAGGGGCAAGAAGGUUGAAGCAGAGUGAUCGCUACAUAAUGAAGUGUCCCGUGAUCACGUUGAGGCUGGGUGAACAGAACGUCCGCUGCCACCCCUCAUUCAUUCAGGUCUCUAGGCCCUUGCCUCCAAGGAUGGACGGUGGACAGACCCCGUGGUUGCUGUCCCUUCGAGGGGAGCUGGUGGCUUCUCUGGAGGAUGCCAGCUUGAUGGGCUUAGAUGUGGACAUUGGUGCCAGCACAGUCACCAUCCAAAGCCCAAGACAAGAACUUCUUCAGAGGCAGGAGGUAUGGAACACUUCCCUGGAGCUCCUGCCUCUCUGGUUGGUGAGCGGCUCCUAUGCCUAUUCCCUCAAGGCUGCGUGCCCGCUGGCAUCGUCUCAGCCAGGGGCGGAGAUCUCAGUUCACAUCCCCAAACAGAGACUGGGUCUGGUCAGGAGAGGAUCCCGUGUGGAAGAGUCUCUGAGCCCCAGAUUCCUUCGGGUGCACCAGUCCGACACCUUCACGGUGACCGAGGACAGGGACUUCCUGGUCGUCAGCAUCCCAGCACCGCUGCUGCUCCAGGACCAGCCAUGCCCAGAGGCCAGAGACUCCCCAGGGACACAAGCUUUCUACAGGAUAGACCUGAGCCUGGCCUUUGCAGAGAUGGUCUCCCCGGUGCACUGGACAGUGGAGAACUUUUUCCAGUGUGUGGUUUCCUGCGGCACUGAUAUUGAUUUUGAAAGGGAGGGUUGGAACUCUACCCGGCCAGGAUUCAGCUUGCAAUGGGAGAGAGAGCUGGGAGGGAGCAGAGGCCACCAGACGGGGGUCUCUCCAGCAGCCUGUAAGGGGAGAUAAGAGAAUUCUAUGGAAUCUCGUGGAGGGCAGGUGGACUCAGGGGGAGGUGCCAACGAUGAGGUGGACUUUGUCCUGGCCUCUGAAGGGUAGGUAGGUUGUUCACAGGGAGAUAAUGAAUAAAAAACAAAAAUAGCAGCAGCAAUAAAAACAUUUUAGGAGGAUUUUUUUCCCUCCCUGGGAAGAUUUACACGGGGAAAGAAUGUUCCCUUUCUGGUUUUAUUAAUUUCAUAUCAGCAGCCGGAAUGAAUCUCUCCCCUCCCUGGUCCCCAGCGCACCUCCUCUGUACCUCCCUGCAGCUUCUAGAGCUUUCUGUUCUUUUUAUAGUCUCUGCUCUCCGCUCCUGACUUCCCUGCAGCCUAAGAACCUGGAGACCAGGGGCUGCGCCUCAGACAGGUUUUCUUCUCCAGCUUUUAGCAACCACUUACAAGUGCCAUUUAGACCCAGUGAUUUUCACCAGGAAUUUUUACAAAAUGUUUUUCUUUGUUAAUAUUGUGACUCAUGAGUUACACUAUUAAUGGGUCGCCUACGUGCCUUUGGUUCCUGAACUUUCCAUUUAGACUUUUGUUCAUUUUUUUUUGCACAUGGGGGUUUUGCCUGCGUGUGUGCUAUGUAUCAGUUUAUGACCUCAGAGUCAGAAGAGGGCAUCAGAUCCCCUGGAAUUAGAGUGACAGGUGGUUGUGACACACCAUGUGGCUGCCGGAAACCGAAUGCUGGUCCUUUGAAAGAGCAGCCAGUGCUCUUAACCAUCAAGCCUUCAGCCUGACAAUAGAUUUUUAAAAGUCUCCCUCUUCCCUGAAAAAAUGAAAACCAAACUCAAACAGUGUUUUAAGAGCAUCCUAACUGUUUCAGAUGGCAGCUUCUGAGAGUGGUAGAGUAAGUGGAGUGCCCAUCCCCAGAACAGAAAAGCCAAUGGCAGUGGGGGCGUGGCGAUGGCAGUGGGGGUGUGGCUAUGCAGUGGAGGUGUGGCUAUGCAGUGGAGGUGUGGCGAUGGCACUGAGGGCGUGGC